AUGAUUGAGCAGCUCGACCGCCUCGGACUUUACCUCAACCAGCCAGAGCCAGCGAUCCUAUGCAUUCAAUGCAAGUUCGCCCUCAAGGCCGAUGGAGACCGUGUCUCGCGGCACCUCCGAGAGCGGCAUGGCAUCUCCAAGCUGGCUCGCCGAGGGCUUGGCCCAUUCAUCCGAACCCUUUGCCUUCCAGACCCAAAGACACUGCCAAUGCGGUCGGAUGGCUCUUCACCCCACCCUCACCUCCGCAUCCAGCAGGGCGCCGCCUGCAGGCAUUGCGGGCUCCGAUCGACUAGCCUCGAGGUUCUCUCUCGGCACUUAAAGGAAGUCCACCCCCAAGAUAUCCAGCAUAGCAGAGGACGCGGCUUCCCUGAGAGUCACUGGCUGCAGGACCAUAUCCUAGACCGACUUAGCUUCCAGGCCUGGACCGUGAGCAACAUUGGGCGUUCCUGGACGGUUCAUCUAUACCGCGGUCAGCCCCAGGGACCACACACGCCUGUCACCAUAUACCAGGCGCCAGAAGCUAUACAGGUAUUCGCCAAGGAACUCUUUGUCAGAGAGCAGCAAUAUCUCUCCCAACAAGCACGGGGUAGUCUGCCGCAACCCACCGGCCGGACGACAAGCGCAACCGACCCAGUCCUCAUAACGAACUGGAUGCGGCGAACUGGCUGGGAGGAGACUUUCCGCAAUACGCGACGAGACCUAAUCGUCGCGAUGGCUCAGUGCCCUCCCAAAGAAAACUCAGGGCCGCUAUGGCUUGCCAAUUAUAAGGACGAGGCUCUAAUAAGCAGUCAGGAGGAUGAACACAAGCUGACCCGGAUGAUGGCCGCCCUUGACCGUCUAUUCGAACGCUCCAACGAUACCAUCAAGCACACUGAUAUUUCCCUCCGGCGAUGGCUUCGCGGCAUAUAUCCUGACCGACCCUAUAAACGCCCAUUUGAGCUAGUCGUCAAGCCUAGUACAGAACGAAGAUAUCGCCAACUGCUUAAAAAGUGUCUAUGCUUCUGGUUUCGACUCUGGCGUCUA
This is a messenger RNA of Fusarium redolens, 1023 nucleotides long. RefSeq lists its product as uncharacterized. The record is from RefSeq and is a predicted model, not a curated record. The annotation marks the transcript as partial. The transcript has a single exon. Lineage: Eukaryota; Fungi; Ascomycota; Sordariomycetes; Hypocreales; Nectriaceae.